Molecule: messenger RNA, 911 nt
Organism: Caenorhabditis angaria
Lineage: Eukaryota; Metazoa; Nematoda; Chromadorea; Rhabditida; Rhabditidae
Source: the annotation of a GenBank genome assembly
AUGGCUGCAAUUAGAAAGAAGGUGAGCUUUUGUUGAUCUUUGAGAAAAAGUUUAUUCGAAAAAAAAAUUUGAUUAAUUAAAAAGAAGAGUUUCCUAAUUAAAAAUAAUUGGUUUUUGUUUUCAGUUGGUUAUCGUCGGCGAUGGUGCUUGUGGUAAAACAUGCUUAUUGAUUGUGUUCAGUAAGGAUCAAUUCCCAGACGUAUAUGUACCGACUGUAUUCGAAAACUAUGUCGCUGAUAUUGAAGUCGACGGUAAACAGGUUAGUAACAUUUGAGACAUAGUUUUUUUUUAGUUUACAAUAUCCAAUAUUUCAGGUUGAAUUAGCACUUUGGGAUACAGCUGGACAAGAAGAUUAUGACAGACUUCGUCCACUUUCAUAUCCAGACACUGAUGUUAUUCUAAUGUGUUUUUCAAUUGAUUCUCCAGACUCACUUGAGAAUAUUCCAGAAAAAUGGACACCUGAGGUAGGUUUUUUGAAUAGAAUUCAUUGGCUUCAAGUCUAUCAUAAAUGUUUUUUCUAGGUUCGACAUUUUUGCCCGAAUGUGCCCAUAAUUUUGGUAGGAAACAAAAAGGAUUUGAGAAGCGAUCCACAGACAGUUAGAGAAUUGGCCAAAAUGAAACAAGAGCCAGUGAAACCAGAACAAGGACGAGCGAUUGCCGAACAAAUUGGUGCUUUCGCAUAUUUGGAAUGUUCAGCGAAGACGAAAGACGGAAUUCGUGAGGUAAGCAUUUUUUCUGAGAAAAAUGAUUACGUAGUAGCACUUUCAAUAUACGGUAGUGCUAUAUUGUCGUUGGAACUACAAUUUCAUAUAAAAAUACAAAAUUCUUGUUUUUUGCAGGUCUUCGAAAAAGCCACACAAGCCGCGCUUCAACAAAAGAAAAAGAAGAAGAGCAAAUGCAUCAUUUUGUAA